Molecule: messenger RNA, 5189 nt
Organism: Corythoichthys intestinalis (scribbled pipefish)
Lineage: Eukaryota; Metazoa; Chordata; Actinopteri; Syngnathiformes; Syngnathidae
Gene: kdm2ba
Product: lysine (K)-specific demethylase 2Ba
Exons: 10
Coding region: 122-2446 (774 amino acids)
Biological process (GO): protein demethylation; regulation of transcription by RNA polymerase II
Molecular function (GO): zinc ion binding; DNA binding; histone demethylase activity
Source: RefSeq, a predicted model, not a curated record
AUUUCGGUUUGAUGGUAAGGAGGAGGAGGGGGGAGUACACUGUUCUCUCUCUCUCUCUCUCUCUCGUCUUGUUCAGCCAUGUUAGAUUUUCCUGCUUUUCACCAACGAUGAACGCGGAGCCAUGGCCUUGUCAUUGAGUGGAGACGAUGAGGAAUAUGAUUCAGAAUCCGAACAGCGUGCCGCAAAUCGUCCGAAGUCCAAGAUGGCAACACCUUCGGCUGUUAAACUGCCAUCCAGUCGUAGCUCGUCAGGAGCCAGACGAAGAAGAACACGCUGCCGAAAGUGCGAGGCGUGCAUGCGGACAGAAUGUGGGGAGUGUCACUUUUGCAAAGACAUGAAGAAGUUUGGUGGUCCGGGCCGCAUGAAACAGUCCUGCAUUAUGAGACAGUGCAUAGCACCUGUUCUGCCACAUACAGCAGUAUGCGUGGUGUGUAAGGAGGCUGGGAAGGAGGAUACACUGGAGGAAGAGGAGGACAAGUUCAACUUCAUGUUAAUGGAAUGUUCUAUCUGCAAUGAAAUUGUCCAUCCCAACUGCCUCAAGGUGAGCGACGCUUCCGGUGUGGUGAACGAUGAGCUCCCAAACUGCUGGGAAUGCCCUAAAUGCAACCAUGCUGGAAAAAGUGGAAAAGUAUUAAAGCAAAAAAGGGGUCCAGGGUUCAAGUACGCCUCCAACCUCCCUGGCUCUCUGCUGAGGGAACAGAAGGUUGUGAAAGAUGAAGGGGACAUGUCUUCUUCACUUAAGAGAAGACCUGAGGAGACACCCAGGCAUCGACCUGAGGAGCCUCUCCACCGGCAGCCGCCCCUGCUGUCCCCCAGCAGCAUCCCCAGACCCCGACUAGAGGACAAACUGAGGAAGAAGAGGAAGCUCUUUGACGAAGAGGAGGAAGACGAUUUCAGAGGAAGAAAGGAAGGGUCGGAUGAGCCUUCUUUUUCAAAACUCCUUCAGCAAAUUAAGAUGGAAGAGGAAGAGGCAUAUGAGGACGAUGACGACGAUGGAAGGGAACUUCAUUUCCGAAGUUUUGUGGAGAGAAAUGGGCGCUUGGGUGGUACUGAGGACUUAGCAGAGGACAGAGACUUUAAGAUUGAUCUUAUAAAUACUUCCCUCAAAAUGCCUGUUGUGGACAGCGACCACUCCCACUGUAGCUCUCCGCAAGCCGGCCCUAGCAGUGAAGGUGGCAGCGAGACACAGGAGAAAGGCCCACGGCCCAAAGCUCGGCGCAAACGACGUUUACCUAAUAGGGAACUGAGCAGGGAGCUGAGCAAAGCACUGAACCAGGAAAUUCAGAAAACCGAAGACUGCCUGGCCAACGAGAACCGCCAACCUCUUAAGGUAGAGCCGGAGUCUGAAAACGAGGAACCGAAGAAGUUGUUUCGUAACAGCAGCGACAUUGGCGAGCAAAGAUCCCACCUUAAGACCAAAGAGAUGAAUGGCACCCCCUGGGAACUGCGCCACUUCUACCCCAGUCAGAUCACUCCGCUGGGUUUCAACAGGAGCACUCCAACCACCCGACCGGUGCCUCCGCGUUCGCCGCCCAAGUGUGUCCAAAUGGAGCGCCACGUCAUACGACCCCCACCAAUAAGCCCACCUCCUGACAGAUUGCCUCUGAAAGAUGGGAAAAUGCAUGUCAUCCAGCGGGAGGUCUGGAUGAAGAUAUUCAACCACCUUACACAUCAGGAGCUCUGCUGCUGCAUGAGAGUGUCCAAGACAUGGAACAGAUGGUGCUGCGAUAAACGACUCUGGACAAUGAUCGAUCUGAACCGCUGCACCUCCAUCACGCCACUCAUGCUGAGCGGGAUCAUUCGUCGACAGCCACUCUCUCUAGACCUGAGCUGGACCAACAUUUCGAAGAAACAAUUAAGUUGGCUGAUUAACCGUUUGCCAGGUCUGCGAGUGUUAAAGUUAUCAGGGUGUUCGUGGGCGGCUGUAUCUGCUCUUUGCACCUCCAGCUGCCCACUACUACGGACACUGGACGUCCAGUGGGUGGAGGGACUUAAGGAUGCACAGAUGAGGGAUCUCUUAUCACCACCCACAGAUAACAGGCCAGGUCAACUGGAUAACCGCUGCAAAUUGCGGAAUGUGGAGGAUUUGCGUCUGGCAGGCCUGGACAUCACCGACACGUCCUUACGGCUCAUUAUUCGACAGAUGCCUUUGCUUUCCCGGCUGGACCUUAGCUACUGUAACCAUGUCAAUGAUCAGUCAGUCAACUUACUUACGGCGGCGGGAACAACCACUCGAGAUUCACUCACAGAUAUUAACCUGUCAGUUUGUAACCGGGUCACGGAUCAUUCCCUGAACUUUUUCAAACGCUGUGGGAGCAUAUGCCAGAUUGACCUUCGCUUCUGCAAGCAGGUGACCAGGGCAGGCUGUGAGAGGUUCAUCGCUGAAAUGUCUGUAAGCGUGCCAUUUAGACUUAAGGAGGACAAACUGCUGCAGAAGACGAGCUAGUUCGCAAUGAUCAAAUGGAGGGAAAGACAAUUUGCACUUAUUGGGACAAUUUUUGUUUUGUUUUUUCUCCCCAUACUGGGUCUGCAGUAGAACAUUGAAUCGAUGUCAUAAAUGACUCAGACUAAAAAGACUUGACUGGAGCGAGACGAAGAACGAGCAUGUUUGUGUUGAGAUUGUAUUCCUAUAAAAAUACGUGCUUGUAUCUGGUUGUUUUGCUUUUGUUUCUCAAAUAUUUGAAAGCAGUAUUUUUAUACAAACAAAAGUUUACAGUAUGUCCACUUUUGCUCGGGAACAAAGUAUCAUUGGCAAUACGGUUAUCAAACGUUAUGCCAUUCCCCAGGUUCUCUUCCUUAUUGCGUCCCAAAGAUCAGUUUGACAUAGGGACACUUAAAAAUUACAUGAUGCAUAACAUACACUGUACAUAUCUACAUACAAACAAUACGGUAAGUUAUAAAAAAGCUCUUGGACAUCUAGGAUGUAUUUCAAUAGUUAAAUGUCACACUCCUGUCUAAGGCCUCUUUUUAUCCAUUUUUCUUUUUUAAGUUUGAGGUAUGGCAUUCUGACGUUUAAGCAUUUAUUUAUUUUUAAUUGCAGUUUGUAUUUAUUCAUUUGCUUAACGGCUAGUUUUUGGCGUAGCUAUUAAACAGCUGGGUCAAUUAAACAUUUGCAAAUAUUUGAUACAAAGUUGAUAUAUGAGUGGAUCCGCUUUAACGGUAAAGCCGGUAGCAAGAAGCUGAUGAACACAUUUAGCACUGAAUUCACUGAUGCAAUUAAAGUUACAUAUCUGGUUCAAAUGAUCAACUAUACCAAUGUAAAUAACUCAUUCCAAUAACUCCAUGCAGUUGGUGUUGUGUGUACAGUAUUUUGGGAUGUAUUGUGCUGUGAUUAACCUGCUAUUGCCUCAGGUGAAUGUGAUACUGUUUAUAUUUGUAAAUUCAAAAGCUCAGUGCUAAUACGCAUUAAAAUACUUCCAUUUGUACCAUCAAGUUGUCUAUUCCCUCAAUUUAAACUUAAGUCUGGAUUACAGUUCUCCAACAUGAACUAAUGAUAAUGGAGGGGAAAUAAAGUCUAUGGACAUAUUCAUAUAAAAAUUCUUUAUUAAAAUAAAACAAUCCCCAAAGACUAAACAUUUCACACAAUACUGUCCCUCUAACAGAAAAGUGCAUCCUGCUUUGAUGAAGUUUUUGAAGGUCUUUACUGUAAUAGCAGCUUGAUAUUUGUGCAGGUAAGGUACAGAGAUGGGUUUGAUAAAAAGUUUGCAAUCAAGAAGCAUAAAAAAACAUGGAACAGAUCUGAGGUGGUAUGUUUGGAACAAGAAAAAUGUAAGAGGGACAAACCAUAUUAACUUACAACUCCAAGGGACAAUUCAAAUAUUUACAUAUGUUAAAUCAAUGAAAAAAAUAGACGUUUCUCAUAUGCAUUUAUAAAUGCAAAUGUACAUUAGCAAGACAUUUUAUAUAUACCUACACCCAUUACCAUGUACCAGUAGUUCAUUACUACAAAUACUUAUUCCUACUUAAGAAAUUUGAAAAAAUAAGACACUUCAUUUCACGUGAGACUGUAAACGACAACAAAAAUCAAAUGAACAUUCGUUUAUAUCCACAGUUUGACUAUAAAAUAGUGAAGAUGACUAGCACCGAUUUUUGUCUCAAGUGCUGAGACGGCAACGGAGAUUAACUAUUGCUGUAAUGACAGACCUUAUGUUAGAGAAUUUAACAUCUUGAUAAAAGCGUGUACUGCAAAGCGUUUGAAAAAGUCCUCAUUCCCAACCACUUAAGAUUUCUAAUUGUUUUACUCAACUGCAAUUCAUCUGCUUAUUGACCUACACAACAAGUAUUUAAUAGACAUCCCAUCUCUGCCCCCUCUACAGCUUAUAAACUGAUGAGUGAGGCUAAACUUGUACCUGCUAAAUAGAAACAAAUUCACCCACUAAAAGAGGAAGAAUUUGAUGGUUAAGGAAUGGGUGAGAAGCACGAAUCCUCACCUGUCAUUUGGCACCAUUUGCGUACCUUCUUGCCGGUGUGUGCAUCCUUGGUGUUACUAAGAUAUGUAGUCACUUGCAGUAGUUGUGUAAGGAGGUGCUCUGUCUACAUUAGACUGGCUACACUUAAUAGGCAGAUCUGAGGGUGCACCCAGAUUCAACAUUCUUUUGGUUGUAAAACAGGCUAGAUAUGGUCACAUCAGGAAUGAUUCAAGUGAGACUUAUGCUUACUGGAAAAGCAAUAACAUUUCAGAAUGUGCAAAUCAUGUGAACUUGAAACAUGCACAAAAGAGGAUUCCGUGGAUGUAAUUUAAGGUACCGUCUGAGUCUGAAGCGGUGUUGACGUUGCAUUAAGACUUGAAGACAUGCACGGCCCUCACAACGUACUGCCUGCAGAUGGGGCACUCACUCAUCCUCUUGCCACACUUGGUGCAGGUCACCAUGUGGCCGCACUCCAGCAGAACGCAGUCGAUGACAGCAUCCAUGCAGAUCCUGCACAAGUUCUCGUCCAGGAACAUCGGAGGACCUUUCUCACCAUCUACGAAACAAGUUGUAAUGCUUUGUUUGUUUGGCUUAUUGAAAGGUUAUGUUGCUCAUAUGAUUGGUGGUGACAGAAAUACAAGAGAAUACAAUGACAGAAUACAGUGGUGUUUCCUUAAUGAGAUUUUUAAAAUCUAUUCAAAUAAUUUUAAGAAAGUAUUACUACUUUUUGUUGUUAAACCCCUACAUCUAAAAGUUGGUAAUUUUUUACCUAAAUGAAGA